Nematolebias whitei (Rio pearlfish) is the source of this 2019-nucleotide messenger RNA. Its product is annotated as RNA polymerase II elongation factor ELL. Gene Ontology annotation, molecular function: cis-regulatory region sequence-specific DNA binding. The transcript has 12 exons. The coding region runs from base 15 to 1820 and encodes 601 amino acids. Gene Ontology annotation, biological process: snRNA transcription by RNA polymerase II; positive regulation of transcription elongation by RNA polymerase II; transcription elongation by RNA polymerase II. NCBI's taxonomy places the organism in Eukaryota, Metazoa, Chordata, Actinopteri, Cyprinodontiformes, Rivulidae. Gene Ontology annotation, cellular component: transcription elongation factor complex. The record is from RefSeq and is a predicted model, not a curated record.
CUUCAGUUGUAGAAAUGGCAGCGCUGAGACAGGAGCAUCGGUUCGGACUCUCCUGUGGCAAAAUCAACAAAAACAGCCCGAAUCAGAGUCUUUAUCACGUCAAACUCACUGACACCGCCAUCCGGACCCUCGAAGCCUACCAGAACCUGAAGGCAUCCCUAUCGAAUCAGCCAGUGGUCUGCUUCAAGGGGAGCCAGGGGUACGUAAAGAUCCCAGCGCCGACCCCCGAGUCUCCAGAGGGAUUCAGAGUCUUCUCGUUUUACCUAUCCAGUGACAGCAAAGACAAGCCUCAGUCCAGCUUUGACUGCAUUCACCAGUACGUCUCAGGGGAGGGAAGAGAUCACCUGGAGAGCCAGGGCAGCAUUCAGGACAAGAUUACAGUUUGUGCCACGGAUGAUUCGUACCAAACGACACGGGAGCGCAUGUCUCAGGUGGAGAAGGACAUCUGGAGCCGCACAGCGAUUGAGAUCAAACCGGGACCAAGCAAAUGUGUGAAGGUCCAGAGGAAACCGGGUGCGGUAUCGAGCUCAGACGGCAGCAACAAGCACUCCCCCAGCAACAAGAGGACCCUGCUCCCCAGCCCCGUGGCACAUCGACCCUUAAGGGAUCGCAUCAUUCAUCUCCUGGCCCUGAAGCCCUACAGAAAACCUGAGGUGCUCCUGUGGCUGGAGAGGGAGCGGGCCAGUCCAAAGGACAAGGCUGAUCUGGCCUCAGUACUAGAUGAGGUUGGUAAACAGAAUCCUAAAGACCACAGCUACUCUCUGAAGGAUGAACUCUACAGACAUGUCCAGAAAGACUGGCCGGGAUAUCUAGAGGAGGAGAAGCAGCUCAUCCACAGGCUUCUGAUACGGAAACUUCAGCCGCUCCACAGUAGCCAGUUAAGGAGCCCGCAGUCCAACCAUUCAUUCCACAAAACUCUUGGCGACUCUCCGUCACGACUCAGUCCUGCCAAGAAUCUCUCAGCGAAACGUCCACUGACUUUGGACCCAUCCAACAUUCAAACCCCAAAAAAACAAAAGCUGUCAGGAGACCGUCUGCCCCUGCAGUCACCUUCCCGUCCAGACUGUGGCACCAACGGGUCUCGUAGCUCCUUCAGUCAUGAAAACUCUUGUGCAGACAUCAGAUCCGAGUUUGACAAAACCAGCAGCCAUCCUCAGGGGAGCCCCGACGGUCUGUGCUCGCCUCACAAACUCAGCGCGCCGUCUGCAUUUUCCAAACUAGCGAGGACAGAACCAGCUCCCACCUCUCCCAGUCCCAAGUCCCCACGCAGUGACACCCCAAGGUGUGCUGAGCAGCAGCUCACCAAUGGCCAGCAUAAAAAGAAAAAGUCUAAAAAACACAAAGACAAGGAACGGGACCGCUUGAAACCAGAUUGGAUAGAGACUAGUCCGGAUCUGAAGCAGAACCAAGAAAACCUCAAAGCCACCGACCACGAUGGAGAGAAAACGCCUGUUAAUCGAACCUCAGCAGAGGAACUGCCCGAUUAUUUAAUAAAAUACAGCGCCGUAACAUCGCUGGAGCAGCGCCAACAGUACAACGAUGACUUCUGUGCCGAGUACGACGAAUACAGAGCUCUUCACGACCGGAUCGGAGCGAUCACAGAGAUGUUUGUUCAGUUGGGCUCAAAGAUCAACACGCUCUCUCCGGGAACACAAGAGUACAAGCUCAUGGAGGAACAGAUACAGCAGAAGUACAGAAAGUAUAAAAAAAAGUUUCCUGGGUACCGAGAAGAGAAGAAACGCUGCGAGUAUCUCCAUAACAAACUGUCACACAUCAAAGGCCUGAUCGCAGACUACGACCGAGCACAGGGACGCUCCUAGUACCUGCCCUCCAUCAGGGCGGGACUGAACUGGACCAAAAGACUCUAAGUGGACCCAAGGACUGCCCCGCUGGGCCCAGAAGUUGCUGAGACACUAUUCACUUUACUCCUCAGAGUGUUAAUGAAUCAAGGAGCAAGUUUGUUUCCUUUUUAUUUUAUUUUUUAGUGGGCUCAGACCACCUACUCGUGAUCAAAUGUUA